Messenger RNA from Drosophila arizonae, 633 nucleotides. Its product is annotated as putative cytochrome P450 6a21. NCBI's taxonomy places the organism in Eukaryota, Metazoa, Arthropoda, Insecta, Diptera, Drosophilidae. The record is from RefSeq and is a predicted model, not a curated record. Gene Ontology annotation, molecular function: iron ion binding; heme binding; oxidoreductase activity, acting on paired donors, with incorporation or reduction of molecular oxygen.
UGCUUAUCGGCGACGGAAACGACCAUGGCUUUCGGAAUUAUUCUACUUACGGCAGUUGUUGCCCUCUUGGGCUACCUCUUCUUGCGAAUGAACCAACGGAUGCACCAUUGGGAGAAUGCAGGAAUUCCCUGCGAGAAACCUAACAUUAUCGUGGGAUGCUUAAGGGGCGUGCAAACUAAGCGAGCUUUCCUGGACAUUUGGAUGCAGUACUAUAAGAAAUUCAAAGGAACUGGACCAUUUGCAGGCUUUUACUGGUUCCAACGUCCAGCUGCAUUUGUAUUGGAACCUUUCCUAGUGAAGCACGUUCUGAUAAAGGACUUCAAUAAAUUCACUGAUCGAGGAUUCUUUAGCAACCCCGAGGAUGACCCACUUUCUGGGCAGCUAUUUCURCUCGAUGGCCAUAAAUGGAGAUCUAUGAGGAAUAAGCUUUCAUCCACCUUUACGUCUGGCAAAAUGAAGUACAUGUUUCCCACGGUAGUGAAGAUAAGCCACGAGUUUGUCGAGGUCUUUGGAGAUAUGGCAUCCGACUGGCAGAAGGCUCUCUCAUAUCAGGUGAAUAAAUUUGCCAGCACUGACAUAUUGAGGGCCCAGCAGGAGCAGCAGCAGCAGCAGCGGCAGGAGCAGCAGGAGUAA